CAUAGGUCUACACGCACGCUAACUUGUAACAACUCACUGGGACUUCAGCGUGCCUUCCGUGGCGUGGGCCGCAGAGCAACAUCCACUGUCACCGAGCGAAGCCCCCUAUAAACUUCACACCAAAACCCCUCACUAUUCCAUGUCGUCAGCAAGAGACAAUGCAGAAGCUCCACAGGGAACCGCGGCUGCCAGCGUAUCGGCCAGCACACACUCACCUGGCAGCGGUCUCGCGGCGGCCCUCGUUGUCUUCGCUCGAUUACCAGUGCCUGGCCGCGUGAAGACGCGCCUGGCCGCGGGGGUGGGCGCGGACGCCGCAUGCACCUGGUACCAGGCGUGUGCCCACCAUGCCAUUGAGCAGGCGGCUGGCUGCGCCGGCUGGGCUGACGUGGCUGUGUACCACAGCAGCGCCGACGACACGGCCGAGGUGGAGGCGUGGCUGCGGGGCGAGGGCCUGUCGGUGCCCUGCCGCCCCCAGCUGGGCCCCAGCGCUGCCGCCCAAACCGCGCCGCCGCCGGACCUUGGCGCCAAGAUGCGUGCGGCCAUGUGCGAGGCCCAGCAGCGCCUGGCGGCGGCGGCGGCGGCGGCGGCGGCACUGCAACCGGUACCAGGGGUGGCAGCGCGGGGGCAGCAGCAGCGGAGCGUGCAGCUGCAGGAGCGUGUGGACGAGUGGGAGGGGCGGGGCGCAAGGCCGCAGGAGGAGCAGCAGCAGAGCGUGGAGUGUGGGGCGGCGCAUGCCAAGGUCAUCAUCACCGGCACCGACAUUCCGGACGUGUCUGGCCGCCUGUUCGCGGCGGCGGCCCGCGCCCUGGACCACCACGACAUGGUGGUUGGCCCCUCGGCGGACGGCGGCUACUACAUGCUGGGCCUCACACGAGUGGCGGAGCAGCUGUUCGAGGACAUGCCCUGGAGCACAGACGUGGUGCUGAGUGAGACGCUGUCGCGGGCGGCCGCCGCGGGCUUGCGGGUGGCGCCUCUGGACACACUGCCGCGACUGCGGGAUGUGGACACGGCGCAGGACUUGGCGGAGUGGGUGACUGGCUGCAGCUGCCCUAGUGGCGGUGCUGGUGAGGUGUCGGAUGUCAGCUUAACGCUCACGGCGCCAGCUGUGGAUGCGUCACAAGGGGAGUGGACGCCACGGAAGCGGGUGCUGCUGCAGGUGUCGCGUGGCAUCCUGGCAGCUGCGGGCAAGCAGUGAUACCACGGACUGGGGCGCUGGUGUCAACGUGGCCCGGGGCUCUGGCUGUCACGUGGCGCGGCCGUCGCAAUCCGGAUCAAAAAGGUGGAGAUGCUGCUGGGGCACAAGCGACCUGUAUCGCUGCAGACUGGCGGCGGCAGCGGCGGCGGCAGCGGUGGCGGCGGCGGCGGCGGCGGCAGCAGCGGGGGCGCGUGCGCGCAUCUUGGUAGCGGAGGGGGCGGGAAAGGCCAUGUGGAGGAGGAGAGCGCAGCGCCGCCCAAGAAGCGGCGCAAGCGCGCAGGCUGAGGAGCCGGCUGGUGUCUAGGUAGCGAUCCGCGGUGGGGCUGGCAGGGCAUGCGUAGCGGCAUGGCAAGUAGUGCGGCUGUUGACAACUGUGCUGCGUCUGGCUGCGGUUGGCUCUGCCGUGGCAUCGCGAUUGCUAGGCACCCGGUUUGGCUAUGUGCCUGUUGAAACCGACCCCGGCUAUGUCCGGGCGAUGAGGUUGUUCAGCCUCAGACUGUGGAGGGGCUCAGCCCCUUUUCCCGUGACCGGGGAACACUUGUCUGCGUUACACAUAUGCUGUGUAACGCCCGCACCGAGUCCAUCAGAGCCACUCAGUAGUUUGUGUUUGUGUUGCUUUGCUCACACAUUAUUGCUGUGUGGGCAGGGAGACGCAGUCAGCGGCUGCGGCGAGCACUUCUAGGGACUGCUGCCCCCUGCUGUGGGCAAAGCUGGGAGGCGCGGCGGACGGCUGGGCAGGUUAAAAAGCGGCGUGAUUCUUCUAUCAUUCAUGUGGU
Chlamydomonas reinhardtii is the source of this 1971-nucleotide messenger RNA. RefSeq lists its product as uncharacterized. NCBI's taxonomy places the organism in Eukaryota, Viridiplantae, Chlorophyta, Chlorophyceae, Chlamydomonadales, Chlamydomonadaceae. The transcript has 8 exons. The record is from RefSeq and is a predicted model, not a curated record. Bases 140 to 1195 code for a protein of 351 amino acids.